GGGGGGUUGUUUUGGUUUUUUGUUUUGUUUUGAGUGUGUGUGAGAGUGUGUGUGUGUUUUUUUUAAGAAGAAAAAAAAAUAAAGGGAAGAAAAUUCAGCAGAGAAAAGAAGAGAGAGAGGAGUUCCAGCUGUGGAGGAAUAGAGGAGAAGAAGACAGAUAGAGAAGGAAGAACAGAGAAAUACAUUUCAACCAAGAAGGAGUUUUGAUUUAUUUGAUUUUUAUUUGUUUUAAGGAGAAAAAAAAUCUAUAAGCAGGAAAAAGAAAGAAAGAAAAAGAAAAAAAGAAAAGAAAAAGCAACUGAGAAGGGUUAUAAAAAGAGCAAAUACCAAGAAGGGUGAACAAGAGAAGAAAGUCAAGGCAAGGAGGAGCCCAAAGCUGGCAGAUCGGGAGGAUUUGCAGGGGAGAAGGGGGGGGAAGAUUGGAAAUGCAGCUCUGGAGUUUGCUGCUGCCUCUUGCGCUUCUCUGUACAGCCCUAGCCAGUGGACCCGAAUGUGGGAUGGACGAGCGCUCCCGCAGGGCACGAAGGGACACCAGGCACAGCCGCCAGCUCCUCCACACUGCCCCGGGCACCUGUGCCACCAGGUUAGCCCGAGGAAGGCGCUCCACUGCUGGGCUGGAGCCUGGGCAUGUCCCCCGCAGGAGGCAACAGCGGGAGGUAAAGGACGAAGAGGAGUCCCUUACCCCGAGCAGGGCGCUCUAUUUCAGUGGCCAAGGUGAUCAGCUGCGGCUGAAGGCAGACGUUGAGCUGCCCCGAGAUGCCUUCACUUUGCAAGUGUGGCUGAAAGCCGAAGGCGGACAGAGAUCUCCGGCUGUCAUUGCAGGACUGUAUGACAAAUGUUCUUACACCUCCCGUGACCGAGGCUGGGUCCUGGGGAUUAACACCGUCAGUGACCAGGGGAACAGAGACCCCCGCUAUUUCUUCUCGCUGAAGACGGACCGUGCUCGCAAAGUCACCACCAUUGCAGCACACCGCAGCUACCUCCCCAACCAGUGGGUGCACCUGGCUGCCACCUACGAUGGGCGCCUGAUGAGACUCUACGUGAACGGUGCCCAGGUGGCCACAAGUGGAGAGCAAGUGGGCAGCAUCUUCAGUCUGCUGACCUUGAAGUGCAAGGUGCUCAUGCUGGGAGGAAAUGCCCUGAACCAGAACUAUCGGGGUUACGUGGAGCACUUCAGCCUCUGGAGGACAGCCCGGUCUCAAAAGGAGAUCUUGUUGGACAUGGAGCAGACGAUUCACAGGCAAGACACGCCCCUACCUCAGCUCGUUCUUCAAGACAGUUUACUGAAUGUGAAAAGCAGCUGGUCUCCCAUGAAGGAUGGCAGCAGCCCUCAGACCAAGUUCAGCUACCACCACGGCUAUCUGCUGGACACCAGCCUGGACCCUCCUCUCUGCGGGCAGACAGUGUGUGACAACACGGAUGUCAUCGCCAGCUACAACAAACUGCCCAGGUUCCGCCGCAACAAAACCGUGCGCUACCGCGUGGUGAAUCUGUACGACGACAAACAUCAGAACCCCACCGUCAGCCAGCAGCAGAUCGAGUUCCAGCACCAGCACCUGAACGAGGCUUUCAGCCGCUACAACAUCACCUGGGAACUGGAGGUGCUGGAGGUGAAGAAUUCUUCCCUUCGCCACCGGCUCAUCCUGGCCAACUGCGACAUCAGCAAGAUUGGGGAUGAGAACUGUGACCCCGAGUGCAACCACACCCUGACGGGGUACGACGGCGGGGACUGCCGGCACGUCCGCCACACGCUCUUCAACAAGAAGAAGCAGAAUGGGGUGUGUGACAUGGAUUGUAAUUACGAGAGGUACAACUUCGAUGGGGGAGAGUGCUGCAACCCAGAGAUAACAGAAGUCACCAAGACCUGCUUUGACCCAUAUUCUCCUUACAGGGCAUACUUGGAUGUCAAUGAACUUAAGAACAUACUCAAACUGGAUGGAUCCACACACCUCAACAUCUUUUUUGCCAAUUCCUCUGAGGAAGAGCUGGCUGGAGUGGCAACUUGGCCCUGGGACAAAGAAGCCUUGAUGCAUCUAGGUGGCAUCGUGCUGAAUCCCUCCUUCUACGGAAUCCCUGGCCACACACACACCAUGAUCCACGAAAUUGGGCACAGCCUGGGGCUCUACCACGUCUUCAGGGGCAUCUCUGAGAUCCUGUCCUGCAGCGACCCGUGCAUGGAAACAGAGCCCUCCUUUGAGACUGGAGACCUCUGCAGUGACACCAACCCUGCUCCUAAGCACAAGCUGUGUGGGGACCCUGGGCCUGGCAAUGACACCUGUGGUUUCCACAGUUUCCUGAACACGCCUUUCAGUAACUUCAUGAGCUACGCAGAUGAUGACUGCACCAACUCCUUCACGCCCAACCAGGUGGCCAGGAUGCACUGCUACCUGGACCUCGUCUACCAGAGCUGGCAGCCCACCAAGAAACCGGCUCCCGUGGCAAUUGCCCCCCAGAUUGUGGCUCGCACCUCCACCUCUGUCACCCUCGAGUGGUUUCCACCCAUCGAUGGCCACUUCUUUGAAAGAGAAGUGGGAUCAGCAUGUGAUCUGUGUGCAGAAGGAAGAGUCCUGGUGCAGUACGCCUUCAGUGCCUCUUCUCCCAUGCCCUGCGAUCCCUCGGGACACUGGAGCCCACGGGAGGCAGAAGGGCACCCUGACGUUGAGCAGCCCUGUAAAUCCAGUGUCAGGACAUGGAGUCCCAACUCGGCUGUCAACCAACACACGGUGCCCCCAGCCUGCCCCGAGCCCCAGGGCUGCUACCUGCAGCUGGAAUUUCGCUACCCCCUGACUCCAGAGUCCCUCACAAUCUGGGUGACAUUUGUUUCCCCAGACUGGGACUCCAGUGGAGCAGUGAAUGACAUCAAGCUGCUCACUGUCAGCGGGAAGAACAUUUCGCUCGGGCCACAGAAUGUCUUCUGUGACAUCCCACUGACCAUAAAGCUGGAUGUGGGACAAGUGGGAGAGGAGGUGUAUGGGAUCCAGAUCUACACCUUGGAUGAGCACCUGGAAAUCGACGCUGCCAUGCUGAGCUCUGUCCCCCACAGCACCCUGUGCUCAGGCUGCAAACCCAUCCAGUACAAAGUGGUGCGGGACCCCCCUUUCCAGUCUGGAUCUCCAGUGGUCAUCUCAAACCUCAGUAGGAGAUUUGUGGACACGGAGCUGAGCGACGGGACCACGUACAGAUACCAGGUGGUCAUUGUGUCCGGGAUGGAGGAGAGCGAGCCGUCCCCCGCCCUCGUUUACAUCUCUGGGAGUGGAUACUGCGGAGAUGGGAUUAUCCAAAUAGAACUGGGGGAAGAAUGUGAUGACAUGAACAAGAUAAACGGUGAUGGCUGUUCCCUGUUCUGCCUGCAGGAGUUGUCCUUUAAUUGCAUCGAUGAGCCCAGCAGGUGCUAUUUCCACGACGGCGAUGGAGUCUGUGAGGAAUUUGAGCAAAUGACCAGCAUCAAAGACUGUGGCGUUUACACUCCCAAAGGCUUCCUGGAUCAGUGGGCUUCCAACGUCUCUGUCUCACACCACAGUGACCAGCAGUGCCCAGGGUGGGUGGUCAUUGGUCAGCCAGCUGCAACCCAGAUGUGCCGUACCAAGGUGAUCGACUUGAACGAUGGAGUGUCCCAGUAUGCCUGGUAUCCCUGCACGGCCAACUUCCAGUACUCCCACAUGGCACAGACCAUUUUCUGGCUGAAGGCUUAUUUUUCCCAGCCUAUGGUGGCUGCAGCAGUCCUUGUUCACUUGGUCACAGAUGGGACCUACUACCUGGACCAGAAGCAAGAGACCAUUGGUGUGCAGCUGUUUGACACCAAAGAGCAAAGCCACGACCUUGGUGUCCACGUCCUGAGCUGCAGGAACAAUCCCCUGAUUAUCCCCGUCAUCCAUGACCUCAGUCACCCUUUUUAUCACACCCAGGCUGUCCUCAUUAGCUUCAGCUCCCAGUUUGUGGCCAUCUCUGGGGUGGCCCUGCGUUCCUUCCACAACUUCGACCCCAUCACCAUCAGCAGCUGCCAGCAAGGACAGACCUACAGCCCUGCGGAGCAGAGCUGUGUCCACUACUCCUGCGAAGCCACCGACUGCCAGAGGCUGGAGAUCGAGAACGCGGUGCUGAACUGCACCGGCGGCACCGGCUGGGACAGCGGCGCCCAGUGCAACGUCAGCUGCAGGACCGGCUACAUCCUGCACAUCCACAGAGACGAUGAUCUCAUCAAGAGCCAGACGGAGUCCAGCGUCACCAUGACUUGCAUGGAUGGGAAGUGGAACAAGCAGGUGACAUGUGAGCCCGUGGACUGUGGUGUCCCAGACCAGUACCAUGUCUACCCAGCCACCUUCAACUGCAGUGAGGGGACCACCUUUGGCAAGAAAUGCUCCUUCACAUGCCGACCUCCUGCUCUUCUGAAAGGAAACAACAGCAACUUGACCUGCAUGGAGGAUGGGUUGUGGUCCUUUCCUGAGGCCCUGUGUGAGCUGAUGUGUCGAGCACCCUCCAUCGUCCCCAACGCGGAUCUCCAGACCUCGCGCUGCCGAGAAGACAAGCACAAAGUGGGCUCGUUCUGCAAGUACAAAUGCAAACCAGGUUACCACGUCCCUGGAUCCUCCAGAAAAUCAAGAAAGCGAGCCUUUAAGAUCCAGUGCACGCAAGAUGGCACGUGGCUGCCAGGCGCCUGCGUGCCUGUCACCUGUGACCCUCCACCUUCCAAGUUCCACGGGCUCUACCAGUGCUCCAACGGCUUCCAGUUCAACAGCGAGUGCCGAAUCAAGUGCGAGGAUGAUGACAGCCAGUCGGGCCGUGGGAGCAAUGUGAUCCACUGCCGGAAGGAUGGCACCUGGAGCGGGUCCUUCCACCUGUGCAGAGAGAUGCAGGGACAGUGUGCUCUGCCCACCCAGCUCAACAGCCACCUGAAGCUGCAGUGCGCCGGCGGCUACGGCAUAGGCACGGAGUGUACCACCUCCUGUCUGGAUCACAGUCACGAGCCCAUCCUCCUGCGCGUGAAUGAGACUGUGCAAGACAUUCAGCACUGGAUGAACCCUCAGAGAGUGAAGAGUGUUGUCUGCACAGCAGGACUCAAGUGGUACCCUCACCCUUCCCUGAUUCAUUGUGUUAAAGGCUGUGAGCCUUUCAUGGGGGACAACUACUGUGACUCCAUCAACAACAGAGCCUUCUGCAACUAUGAUGGUGGGGACUGCUGCGCCUCAACAGUCAAGACCAAAAAGGUGACACCGUUUCCUAUGUCCUGUGACCUACAAGGAGAGUGUGCUUGCCGGGACCCCAACGCCCAAGAGCACAACCAGAAAGACCUCCGUGGCUUCAGUCUUGGAUAAAGCCAAGUGACAUGGAAAGGAGGACCACACUGCUCAAGGCAGGCUAGGAGAGACACCACAUCCCUUUUGGUAUUGUUUUUAACAUUUAGCUGCUCAACUGGAUGGCAUUUCUGCACCAGGGACCCUUAGAAUUCAACCAGUCUGCC
Messenger RNA from Passer montanus (Eurasian tree sparrow), 5458 nucleotides. It is a transcript of the gene PAPPA, whose product is annotated as pappalysin 1. The coding region runs from base 426 to 5312 and encodes 1628 amino acids. Gene Ontology annotation, molecular function: metallopeptidase activity. The transcript is spliced from 22 exons. The record is from RefSeq and is a predicted model, not a curated record. NCBI's taxonomy places the organism in Eukaryota, Metazoa, Chordata, Aves, Passeriformes, Passeridae.